CAGCCGGGCCAAGGGCAAGGGCAGGGGCAGCCGGCGGCCAUGGCGGGCAUGACGAGCCAGUUUGGCCAGAUGGGCCUCGGCGGUCCCGCGACGGGCCAGAAGAUGGUCAACGCCGCCAACGUCAACCUCAUCAACGCGCCCGUCAACCCGCUCGAGCUCAUGACGGUCGAGCCCCCCGAGAUCAACCUUCCGGCCAACGCCUCGUUCUCGCAGUCGCCGACCCGCAACGCCGACCCGUCGUACCAGCGCAUGACGAUGAACGCCGUCCCGACGACCAACUCGCUCCUGCAAAAGUCCAAGGUGCCGCUCGCGCUCGUCCUCACGCCUUACCGCAGCCUCAAGCCCGGCGACCCCGAGGUCCCCGUCGUGUCCGACACGGUCAUCGCCCGCUGCCGGCGGUGCCGCACCUACAUCAACCCCUACGUCACCUUCAUCGAGGGCGGCCAACGGUGGAAGUGCUGCAUGUGCAACCUGUCGAACGAGGUCCCGCAGCUGUUCGACUGGGACCAGGAGAAGAACGAGCCGGCCGACCGGUACGCCCGCCACGAGCUCAACUCGUCGGUCGUCGAGUUUGUCGCGCCGACCGAGUACAUGGUCCGCGCACCGCAACCGCCGAUCUACGUAUUCGUCAUCGACGUGUCGUACUCGGCCGUCACGUCGGGCAUGGUGGCGACGGCGGCGCGCACCCUCCUCGAGUCGCUCGACCGCCUCCCGAACGAGGACAGCCGGACCAAGAUCGCCAUCAUCGGCGUCGACUCGUGCCUGCACUUCUUUACGCUCGCCGAGGGUGCCGCCGAGCCGUCGAUGCUCGUCGUCGGUGACCUCGACGACGUGUUCCUGCCCAAGCCCAACGACAUCCUCGUCAACCUCGUCGAGGCCAAGGCCGGCAUCGAGAACCUCCUGUCGCGCCUCAACGACAUGUUUGUCGAGACGCACAACACGGGCAACGCGCUCGGCGCCGGCCUCCAGGCCGCGUUCAAGCUCAUCUCGCACGUCGGCGGCAAGGUCGUCGCCCUCUCGGCGUCGCUCCCCAACCUCGGGCCCGGCGCGCUCAAGCCUCGCGAGGACAGCAAGAUCCUCGGCACGAGCAAGGAGUCAACCCUGCUCGCGGCGCAGACGGGCUGGUACAAGUCGUUCGCGAUCGAGUGCUCGAGGUCGCAGGUCUCGGUCGACAUGUGGCUCUUCUCGAGCGCCUACACCGAUGUCGCCACCCUGUCGGGCCUGCCGCGCUACACCGGCGGCCAGACGUACUACUACCCGAGCUUCAACGCCGCGAGGUCCGAGGACGCCCUCAAGUUUGCGCACGAGUUUGGGACCGUCAUCGCCGACCCGAUCUGCCUCGAGGCCGUCAUGCGUGUCCGGGCUUCUCGAGGAAUCCGCAUGUCGGCGUUCCACGGCAACUUCUUCGUGCGCUCGACCGACCUCCUGUCGCUCCCGGCGGUCCCGAUGGACCAGAGCUACGCCAUCGAGAUCCAGAUCGAGGACCCGAUCAGCGCGCCGUUCGUCGUGUUCCAGACGGCCGUCCUGCACACGACGGCGUACGGCGAGCGCCGCAUCCGCGUCGUCACGCUCGCGCUCCCGACGACGAGCUCGAUCUCGGAGUUGUACGCGUCGGUCGACCAGGUCGCGCUCGCGACGCUCCUCGCCAACAAGGCGGUCGAGCGCAGCAACCAGGCCAAGCUCGAGGACGCGCGCGACGCCGUCCACAACAAGCUCGUCGACAUCCUCGGCACGUACAAGGCGACGAUGACGAGCUCGGGCAGCGGCGCGAGCCCGCAGCUCGUCGUCGCAGAGAACAUGAAGUUCCUCCCGCUCCUCAUGCUCGGCCUCCUCAAGAACACCGGUAUCCGCCACAGCACCAUGAUCCCGUCGGACGUGCGCGCCUACGCCCAGGCCCUCAUCACGACCUUGCCGUCGCAGCUCCUCAUCCCGUACCUGCACCCCGUCUUCUACUCGCUCCACAACAUGCCCAAGGAGUGCGGCACCAUCUCCGAGUCGGGCGUCAUCCUCCCGCAUCCUCUGCCGCUCACGUCCGAGCGGCUCGAGCGACACGGCCUCUUCCUCAUCGAGGACGGCCAGAACAUCUUCCUCUGGGUCGGUCGCGACGCCGUCAACCAGCUCAUCCUCGACGUGUUCGACCUGCCCUCGUACGCCGACUUGCGCAGCGGCAAGGGAACGCUGCCGGUCCUCGACAACCCGUUCUCGCAGCGCGUCAACGCCAUCAUCGGCAAAGUGCGCGAGCAGCGCCGCGGCCCGUACUACCCGCACCUGUACAUCGUCAAGGAGGACGGCGAGCCGGCGCUGCGGCAGUGGGCGUUGAGCUGCCUGAUCGAGGACCGCAUGGAGACGCUGCCGAGCUACCAGCAGUUCCUCGGCAAGCUCAAGGACUCGGUCAACGACAAGUCCUUCUAGACGAGCGCGCGACCGUGUCGGCAAAAGGGCUUUCUCCCCCUCCCUCUGUCGGCCCUGUCUUUCCGACCUCACCCUCUCUCUCUCGGUCCCGAAUCCGCCCAUCAUGGUCUGUCGAUACCCCCUGUGCUCCCUCUUCCUCUCUUGAGCCCUGAGCGCUGCAACGCAUUCGAGCAGCGAG
Messenger RNA from Rhodotorula graminis WP1, 2590 nucleotides. RefSeq lists its product as uncharacterized. Gene Ontology annotation, cellular component: endoplasmic reticulum exit site; COPII vesicle coat. Bases 40 to 2412 code for a protein of 790 amino acids. The record is from RefSeq and is a predicted model, not a curated record. The transcript has 8 exons. Gene Ontology annotation, molecular function: zinc ion binding; SNARE binding. Gene Ontology annotation, biological process: endoplasmic reticulum to Golgi vesicle-mediated transport; COPII-coated vesicle cargo loading; intracellular protein transport. Lineage: Eukaryota; Fungi; Basidiomycota; Microbotryomycetes; Sporidiobolales; Sporidiobolaceae.